AUGGGCGACCCCCGAGUUGAAGAAGCCAUAGCUUCCGGCCGUUUGCCGCCGCGAGUCACCCGCGAGGAACUUGAAAUGAGCCAAGACGUGGCGGGCAUCGUCAGCAUCUCUGUCGUCACAGCCCUGGCCACCUUGGUCGUCAUCUGCAGACUGCUCUCGCGGAGGUUCAUCAUCAAGCGCUUCGGCUUCGGCCUAGACGACGGAAUAGCGCUGGCGUCGCUGGUCGUCUUUAUUCCCUUUGCGGCCCUUUGUAUAGAACUCAUCAACCUGGGCACCGGAAGAAGCAUCGCCUUUGUCCGUUUCGCCAUCGACGACGCCACGUGGGUGAGACAGCAGAUUUUCGACUCGAUUGCGCACUUGGUCUACGCCACUGCCCUCGUCCUCUGCCGCAUAUCGGGCCUCGCCUUCUACUACCGUAUCUGCGCGCUGCACAAGGGGUUUCUCGUCGCCAUCCGGAUAAUAUUCGCCGUCUUGGUUAUCGGUUACCUGGCGCAGAUCUGCCUCAUCAUUUUCCACUGCAAGCCCGUCAACAUGCUUUGGGCGCCCACCUCAUUCGAGGACGAGACCAGGUUCGAAUGCUUGGAGUGGGAUGAGAUAUACGGCGCUAUCUCAGGCAUCUCACUGGCCUGCGACCUGCUGCUCUUUGGCCUCCCCGUGGCCAUGCUCAAGAUCUUGGAGAUGCCGCGGAAGCAAAAGGUUCAACUGGCCUGCAUCCUCUUGCCAGGCAUUGCCGUCGUUGGCAUCUCCGUCAGUCGAAUUGUCUUCGUGAUUGGCUUUGCCUACCAAACUCCCGAUACUUUUGAUUUUGCCUUUCUAAGGUUGCUCGUCGUCGAAGUCUCCGAGAUCGGCGCGACGCUCAUUGCCCUGUCGAUCCCGGGCGUCAAGCCCAUGGUGGACAAGUUUAUCCUCCGAAAGGACAUUUGCUCCAAGUUUGGUGGAUCCAGGACGGUCAGGACCUGCUCCAACAGGGGCAGCAUCGGGUCCCAGAGCUCAAGCCUGAGCGUCUUGAAGGGCCGCUCGCAUUCCAGCGUCUUCGACGACGACAGCACCGCGCAACACGGAGCGGCCGUGUGCCGGGGCGAGCUGAACGAAGACGUCAAGCAGGAGGGCAUUCAAGUGACGGUGGACAUCUAUGUCGAAGGCGCACAAAGCUAG
Molecule: messenger RNA, 1155 nt
Organism: Hirsutella rhossiliensis
Lineage: Eukaryota; Fungi; Ascomycota; Sordariomycetes; Hypocreales; Ophiocordycipitaceae
Product: proteinrelated to integral membrane protein pth11
Exons: 4
Coding region: 1-1155 (384 amino acids)
Source: RefSeq, a predicted model, not a curated record